CCCAUCACCAUACUCGACUCUUCGUCCAUCUCGCGACAGAGUCUGCCCGGUGUCGGCAUUCCCUCGUUGAUAGCACUAGAAAUAAAUCCACGUUGGAGAGCGCGCGGAGGAGCCUGCUGCCCCGGAUUUCUGUCCACUUCAGCCGCCUUCUCACUCCGAUUUCUCAGUCUCCAGACCCUCCUUCACGUCAGGACCUUCCCCGUCCUGCCAUUCCGAGGAGCGCCUCUCAUUAAAGAACUACUUCCCUUCCCCUCCCCUCUCCAUCUCUACAAUCGUGAUAUCAAGUGAGACGACGAUGGCGACGCGGUAUGCCCCAGAUGGCCGUGUCCUCUCGCCGGGCGAGGUCUAUGAGGAAGUCGCGCAGCCCACACAGCCGCAGGAGUGGACUGAGGACCUGAAUGUCACCCUCAUGUGCCCUGACUGCCAGGAGAACCCCCCCAAUCUCGUUGAGGAGUUCUCGUCUGGAGACACCGUCUGCGGGUCGUGCGGACGAGUGCUCGCGGACCGUAUCAUCGAUACGCGGUCGGAGUGGCGAACCUUCUCCAACGACGACCAAGGCAACGAUGAUCCUUCCCGUGUUGGAGACGCUGCAAAUCCGCUUCUGAAUGGCUCGCAACUGCACACCGAGAUCGGCUUCGGCGACGGUGGCCUGCGAGUGCGAGAGCUGUCUCGCGCACAGAAUAAGUCCAACCAUGACAAAACCAACAAGUCGCUGCAGUCGGCGUACGGCCAGAUCAGCACCCUCUGCGAGUCCUCAAACAUCCCAAAGGUCGUCGCUGAGACCACCAAGCUGCUGUUCAAGCUCACCGACGAUGCCAAGAUUUUCAAGGGCAAGUCGCAGGAUGCCAUCAUUGCCGGUUGCAUUUUCAUCGCCUGCCGUCAACAUGAGGUCCCCCGCUCUUUCCGCGAAAUCUUCAAGUUGACCAAUGUCUCAAAGAAGGAGAUCGGCCGUACCUUCAAAGCCUUGGAGGCACAUCUCCAGAAGGCACUUUCCAAGGACGCUGGCCCCAAGGUAGCUGGCAGUGGGGCGGUCCUCAACAACAGCUCGUUCAAACAGACCAAGUCCACCGAAGCCUCAGAGCUCAUUGGGCGUGCCUGUAACAAGCUGAAUCUGUCAAUGAAUAUCAGCAUCAUUGCGCAAGAAGCGGCUUCAAAGGUCACCUUCCUUGGUGUUGCUGCUGGACGUUCGCCCCUCUCCAUCACCGGUGCCUGCAUCUACCUCAUUGCCCAUCUAAUGGGCCACCCGCGUCUUCCAAAGGAUAUCGGCUUGGCUGUCGAUGUUAGCGAUGGAACUAUCCGCACGGCAUACAAGCUCAUCUACAACGAUCGCGACAAGAUCAUCGAAGAGGAUUGGAUUCGCAAAGGUGGUGACCGCUCCAGGGUCCCCGUUGCGUAAGGAGUUCAAGACUGCUCAUGACUUCCUAAGGACAUCGACGAUUACCAAAUAUGCUAACAACGAUUGGAACCGGGGUUGCCAUCGAGGGGGACAUGGAAAGAAUUUCUUCACAAACACAUCUAAUGCAUGAGAGGCGUUCCUUGGAUUUCAGUCUUCAUCAAUUUAGCAGAGUGUGUUUUCAGCGAGUGUUAGUUUUUCGAUGCUGGGUCAGACUGUUCUUCCCAAUACCCCAUAGACGGCUGGAAUAUGCUCACUCAAGGUCUUCAUUCGACCUCUCUCAUUCAUCUCAUAGCUCAUUCAUCUCAUCUCAUAGCUUUUUCCCAAAAAGCUCCAAGAUUCAAUCGUGAACACAGGCUGCACGGUUGGUCAUUUCAAUGGUUUCUGAGCGCUCAGUUCGCUCGUCGUAGCUAGAGGAGGCCUUUGUGGAGAGCCACAUCACGAGCAGUGGCAAGUAAAAUAAUAAAAAAGCACCACGUUGCAAAAC
Messenger RNA from Lindgomyces ingoldianus, 1880 nucleotides. RefSeq names its product cyclin-like protein. The coding region runs from base 296 to 1396 and encodes 366 amino acids. The record is from RefSeq and is a predicted model, not a curated record. Gene Ontology annotation, cellular component: nucleus; transcription preinitiation complex. Gene Ontology annotation, molecular function: TBP-class protein binding; RNA polymerase II general transcription initiation factor activity. NCBI's taxonomy places the organism in Eukaryota, Fungi, Ascomycota, Dothideomycetes, Pleosporales, Lindgomycetaceae. Gene Ontology annotation, biological process: transcription initiation at RNA polymerase II promoter; transcription preinitiation complex assembly. The transcript has a single exon.